Messenger RNA from Debaryomyces fabryi, 2631 nucleotides. It is a transcript of the gene PPR1, whose product is annotated as Ppr1p. Lineage: Eukaryota; Fungi; Ascomycota; Pichiomycetes; Serinales; Debaryomycetaceae. The transcript has a single exon. Gene Ontology annotation, molecular function: DNA-binding transcription factor activity, RNA polymerase II-specific; zinc ion binding; sequence-specific DNA binding. Gene Ontology annotation, biological process: DNA-templated transcription; positive regulation of transcription by RNA polymerase II. The record is from RefSeq and is a predicted model, not a curated record. The coding region runs from base 1 to 2631 and encodes 876 amino acids.
AUGCCUGCGAAAAGGAGCAAUUCAGAGGGUGUUGAUUUUAAUAACAAAAGAUCGCCAUCUCUUUCACAAAUAUCACGUAUUUCCCGAUCCAUAUCAGCAUGUCAGAGAUGUAGGGUGAAGAAGAUUAAAUGUGAUCAAAACUUUCCAAAAUGUACUAAAUGUGCUAAAGCGAACGCUGAUUGUGUUGGACUAGAUUCAGUUACAGGUAGGGAGGUUCCUAGGUCUUAUGUCAUGUAUUUGGAAAAUAGAAUCAUGCAAUUAGAAGAGCAGGUAAACCAAGGAAGAAUCUAUCCCAAUGACAACACCGAAGUUACCGAGGAAGCUGAGGUUCAGCAUGAUGAUGAGCCAAUAACUAAUUUUACUGAUGGUAGUCAGUUACAUGGUCUGCCACCUGUGCCGAAGCAACAGCUACCAUUCGAGGAUAUCAAUGCGUCAAUAUUCGAGGGAUCAGAAAUUUCGUUUUCAAAAUUGAUGUUUACUGCAAUAAGGAGCCACAAAGGAAGCAAAGAUCAAGAGAGAAUAGACCCAAUAAUGGGAUGUGAAGACAUUCACGCAUCACCCGCUAUAUUGCCUCCAAAAAGCACUGCCCAAGAAUUUUUGAUGAUUUUCUUUUCACAAUCAAACCCUCAAUUACCAAUAUUUCACAGAGAAGAAUUUAUACAAAAGUACUUUAUCCCAAUUUAUGGUAAAAUAGAUGAGGGUGUAAUCCUAGCUAAUAAUUACUCACCGAUAAAUGUAUCUUUUUUUCAAGGAGAGAAUAUUAUAGAUGAAGAUACCUGGUUUUUUCAGUAUAAACAAGAGUUUCAAAAGCGGCUACACAAUUCUCAUAAUAAUGGGGACCCAAAUGAAAUAUCCAAUACUAUUAUUCCACCUAAAAAGUUUCAUAAAGCACUAUAUUUUUUAAGCAUGGUUUUUGCAAUCUCUAGUUCUGUUCAUCAUUUACAAUAUCAUUCAAAUAUAUCCAACUCUUUUAAAAUAGCAGCAAACAGAUACUUUGAGACAGCAAGUUCAUCACCGGAUAAGUUGGAAUCAUUACAAAGUAUUCUAUUACUUACUUUAUAUUCUCUUAUGAGACCAACUGUUCCUGGAGUUUGGUACGUUCUUGGGUUAGCUUUAAGGGUGUGUGUUGAUUUGGGAUUACAUAAAGAGACUCCUAAUCAAAGUUCAAAUUCAAUUGAUUAUUUUACGAAAGAUAAGAGAAGAAGGCUAUUUUGGUGCACAUACUCUUUGGACAGACAAGUUUGCUUUUAUUUAGGUAGACCCGUUGGAAUACCUGAAGAAAGUAUAGCCACCCCAUUUCCUUGUACCUUGGAUGAUUCAUUAAUAGAGAAGAACAAUUAUAAUGAUCUUCUGAUUCUUAAGAGCGAAACACCAACAUAUAAAUCUGUAUCAUUAGAAUUCUUCGAAAUGAGACGAAUUCAAAGUGAAGUUCAGAAAAUUUUGUACGAAGACUCAGAUAUACCACGAAAGUUUUCUGAUCUACAUGAAUGGAAAUUGGACAUAAUCGAAAGAUUGAAGAAUUGGAAGCUCCAUUUACCGAAAGCUGAAAGAGACAUGAAUUGUGAUUUUAACGUUGAAUUCUUUAACUUGAAUUAUAACCAUACAAUAUUAAUGAUCCAUGGACUAUCUCCAAAAAAUAAUAAAUUAUCGGUUCCUGAUUUUAUAAGGCUUCAAGAUUCAUCGAAAGAAAUUAUUCAUUGCUAUAAUCAGUUACACGCGAGUAAAUGCAUUAACUAUACGUGGGUUACAGUUCAUAAUCUAUUUUUGGCUGGAACUUGCUAUUUAUAUGCUAUUUAUAAUAGUGACGAUGUCUGCAGACAGAAUAGUAUAAAUGAAGUGAAAAAGGUAUCACGAGAAUGUAUUAAUGUUUUAAACUCAUUAAUUGACAAAUGUGCUACUGCUUAUAAUUGCCGUCAUAGCUUCGAGGUCCUUACAGCAGCUGUAGUGAAACUUAAAUAUAAUGAAAUAAUGCAUGGAAUUGAUAGUUAUAUUCCUACGGCUCAGCAAAUUGCUAACAAUCAACCCGUGGGCUAUGUUAAUUCGAAUCUUGACAAUUUAGUUCAGAAUUUGGAGUCAAGAUCUGAUUCCGGAGAAAGUGGCAAGAUCAUCGAGCAAACCCCCCAGAUGGAUGUGGUAGAUAACUUUUUUCACUUUGCAUCAAAUGCUAACUCAAAAGAAGAUGAAGUGAAUAAUAAUAUUGAUAAGAUAUCUCAAUCACCACCUACGUUCGAAUGGAUUAGUAUUGACAAGUCGUCGAAGUUACUUAAUAACAAUGAUCAACAAAGCUCCGGAAAUAACCUAAUUAAUUUCUUUGAUAACUUAGAUAAGUUACCGUCAUUACCAACUGAGGCAAACGACCAAAUAGGUAACGAUAAUGUUGUUGAUAAUUCUAAUGCUGAAAACAAGAGACAUUCAUCACAAACAGAGGCUAAUAAUUAUAAAUCACAAGCAGCUUCAAUACGGCAAUUGGAAAAUCAAAGCAGUUCUCUUAAAGAUUCAAAACAAUUUGACUUACCUGAAGCCGCAGUAGAAUCGAUUUGGGAUCAAUUUUUAACAUCAGUGACUCCUGCUUUUGGAUUAAGCUCGUCACUGUUUAUGUUGCAAGACAAAUCAGAUACUCUAGAUGAGUAG